AUGAAAGGAUUUUUCAGCAAAAAGAAAAAAAAUCGGGCUGAUUCUCCUGAGCCUUUACCUGCAUCACCCAAAGUAAGUCAGCCCCGAUGCUCAAUGAUGCCAUCAUCACUAGCACCUAUCAAUACAGAUGAUUUAAACCCAUCAAUGCCUCCAAACCCUUCGCCAACUGCAACUAAUCCUCGAUUAUCUUUAAUUCCAAAUUCUUUUCCAUCAUUAGAGGUUGAUAACAGUAUCCUUGCUUCCCAUAAUUUUCCUAUAUUAUUACCCUAAAUUAUCUCUAAAUCAUUAUACAGAAAAACAUAAUAUCAAAUCUUUGAAAGAAAAAAUUUCUGACUAUGAUAAAGAAAUCACCAAAUUAUCCAAAGAUAUAGAAAAUUCCAAAGGAUCCUUAAAAUCCUCUUACCAAAAGCGCCUCAAAGAAAAAAAAUCUCAGCGCCUUGUAUACGAAAAACAAAUGGACACUCUAAUUACAAAGCAAUUUUCUUUGGAGCAGAAAACUUUCGACUUAGGAAUCAAAGGACUUGUAAAGCAAGCAUUAGGUAUGAGGAUUAUUUUGGAUAGGAAUAAAAAAGAAGAAGAGCAAAAAGCUCUCGAAAUUUUAGAAGAAACGAAAAAUGUGAUAGAAGAAGUAGAAGAAAUCAAGGAUGAGCUGGCAAGCUAUAAAGUCGAUGUAGAAGAAGACCAGCUGGAUAUGGAGCUUGAAGAUAUGUAUGAAGAAGUGAAUAAGGAGCCUGAGAAAAAAACAGAACCGCCUUGGUAUUUGAACAAAAGUGAAAUUAAAAAUGUAAAAGUUGUUACGGAAUUAUAA
Molecule: messenger RNA, 808 nt
Organism: Blepharisma stoltei
Lineage: Eukaryota; Ciliophora; Heterotrichea; Heterotrichida; Blepharismidae
Source: the annotation of a GenBank genome assembly